AUGGUUUUUUGUGGUCGUCCCUCUAAAGGAUGCCAUGCAUGCCGAGCUAAAAAGACAAAAUGUGAUGCAGUACCCACUGGGUGCACUCAGUGUUCGAAUGCGGGUCGAGAAUGCCCCGGUUAUAGAUCCCAAGUUGAUUUAAUUUUCCGGGAGGAAACUAAAAACGUCAUUAAAAAAGCAAAGGUUAAACACGAGAAAGUCAAACAAAGGAGGGCGGAACCUGUUUCUCUAAACUCCACUACUUCUUGUUCAACCACCCCCUCGCCAUAUUCAAGUCAAGGAAACUCACCACGCGAUGUCGUUAAGUCCUCGCAAUUCAACCAGGUUAUCUCUGUCAAUUAUCUCAACAUAACGCCAUCAAUUGAAGAUAGAGCUACCGCAUUCUUCCUAUCAAACUAUGUGAUAGGCGAUAAUGGUCCAACUCGAGGACACCUUGAUCAUCUUUCCGAUUUGUAUGAAUCUGAUGGUAUAGAUGAUAAUCUUGUCGCCGCAGUCCAAGCAGUGGGUCUGGCUGGUUAUGCACACUCGGCGAAAGCUCCCCAUCUUAUCAACCAAGCACGAGCACAAUAUGCCAAAUCACUUCAGCUUACCAACACUGCCCUUCAAUCGCCAACUGCCGUCAAGAGAGACAGUACCUUAUUAGCGAUAUUGAUCCUCGGUAUCUUCGAAACUAUCACAGGUUGUAACCAAAAAUCAAUGAAAGCAUGGGCAGAACACAUUCAUGGUGCCGCGGCAGUUGUCAAGCUUCGGGGCCCGGAAGCCAUCAAGAAAAGCGGAGGCAUACGCUUGUUAGCACAAGUGACUUCGAGCCUGCUGAUAUCAUGCAUCCAGAGGGAUAUCCCACUACCAAAAUACAUUGUUGAAAUUACAGAAUUUGCAGAAAAGGGGAUGACAAAUCUUGAUCCGGCCUGGAUCGCUCAAAGAGUAAUGAUUGACUACACACAUUUCAAUGCAAGAUAUCACGCAGGUUAUUAUAGUGAUGCUCAGGAGCUUCUUGAUGAUGCUGAGGCCUUGGACGAGAGAUUUCUCGCCUUUUUUACAAACAUACCGAAAGGGUGGGAAUUCACAAUAGUUCAGACGGACAAAGAUCCGGAUGUUGUAUUUGAUGGCUACUAUCACGUCUAUUACGAUCAUUGGGUAGCUCAAAUCUGGAAUGCAAUAAGGGAACUCAGAAUUUUACUCAAUGAAACGAUCAGAGAGGUCUUAUUGAAAGACUUCACUUCUCUGGUACCAUCGUUACUUGGGUCCGAAUACGCAGAGCGAUUCCAGAUCUGUACCGAAAUAAUCUACCACCUACAGGCAGAAAUUCUUGCAAGUAUACCGCAACAUAUGGGCUAUGUUUCGAGAAACAGUUCGCAUACACAACUCUGGAGUGGCUUCGAGAAAGAUGGUUUUGGAACAGAUUUCCCUACCAUUAGAUUCUCGGGUGGAUAUUUUUUGAUCUGGCCACUAUUCCUAGUAGGCAAUUUGCGCCUUUCGACUCCAGAGGUUCGAGCGUUUUGUGUUAAGAAUUUGCGAUAUAUUGGAACACAGAUGGGGAUCCAACAUGCAAACCUUCUGGCUACUAUUGUGGAACAAAAGAUUCCUGUAACUGUAUGGAACAAGCAGAGACCACAGUUCUCUGAUAAAAUCACGGAUGAAGAUUCUACGAAUAAUUUUGAGAACCAAAAUCAGGGAAUGCAGUACAGCCAGACCAUCCCUGUUUAG
Botrytis deweyae is the source of this 1707-nucleotide messenger RNA. RefSeq lists its product as uncharacterized. Lineage: Eukaryota; Fungi; Ascomycota; Leotiomycetes; Helotiales; Sclerotiniaceae. Gene Ontology annotation, biological process: regulation of DNA-templated transcription. The transcript has 2 exons. The coding region runs from base 1 to 1707 and encodes 568 amino acids. Gene Ontology annotation, molecular function: zinc ion binding; DNA-binding transcription factor activity, RNA polymerase II-specific. The record is from RefSeq and is a predicted model, not a curated record.